Molecule: messenger RNA, 3050 nt
Organism: Scophthalmus maximus (turbot)
Lineage: Eukaryota; Metazoa; Chordata; Actinopteri; Pleuronectiformes; Scophthalmidae
Gene: ppp1r14c
Product: protein phosphatase 1, regulatory (inhibitor) subunit 14C
Exons: 4
Coding region: 163-588 (141 amino acids)
Biological process (GO): regulation of phosphorylation
Cellular component (GO): cytoplasm
Molecular function (GO): protein serine/threonine phosphatase inhibitor activity
Source: RefSeq, a predicted model, not a curated record
AAUAGCAGCUGUUUAAAAGCGCCUCGCCAGUCUCCCGUCCGCCGUGCAGCACCCAGUACCUCCCGGCACCGCAGUCCCCGCUCAUCGACACACGGUCACUCACACACACACACACACACACACACACUUCCCUCUUAUUAAAAGCACCUCGCAUCCCCCGCAAUGUCGGCCGCCAGCACCGAGACCAGCGCCCCGCUGCCCACCGCCGGCAGCCGCGUCUUCUUCCAAGGUGCGACCGGCGUGGGCUGCGCGGGGGCCGGCCCCAUCGCCGGCGACGACCCGGUGCAGAAGAGACAGGGCAAAGUGACCGUCAAGUACGACCGGAAGGAGCUGCGGAAGAGACUCGUGCUGGAGGAGUGGAUCAUCGAGCAGCUCAGCGAGUUGUACGACUGCGAGGAGGAGGAGAUGCCUGAGGUGGAGAUAGAUAUAGAUGACCUGUUGGAGGUCACGAGUGACGACGAGAGAGCCAGCAAACUGCAGGAAUCAUUAACAGACUGCUACAAACCAACAGAGGACUUUGUCCGUGACUUGCUGGCCAGGAUAAGGGGAAUGAGAAAGCUCAGCGCGCCAACCAAGAAGGGCCUAUAAUGGCUGCCGUGUCAGCCAUCAAUCAAACAUACGCCACAUCGUCUCAGCUCCGCCUGCUUAACCCCACUCCACAUGGACUGUCGUCAUCACACACACACACACACACACACACACACACACGCAAUCGAAUCACAAGUAACCGCACCCAUGCAUAUAGCACUAGGUUUAUUAUAAUAUUUGACUUUUGAAAGGUACGUUAGCGAAACAGAGCCGACAUAGUGUACAGUAGUCGCAUACAGCCACGCGAAAAAAUGUCAAACGCUGCAAUGUGCCAGAACUGCAACUGUGCUUUAACAUGAACACCACCUAUAAUUCCACAUUUCAGAGCCAUGUUGAAACGUUUCAGGCCGGCGCUGUAACUCAAACAGCCAUACAGACUAAGACACUGAUAAAUCUCCAAAAGGGGCGUGGUAGAGAAAAAAAAAAUGUUUGUACCGACGUAGGUGUGAAAUUAGCUGUAGCACUAUGUAAAGACAGUGCUUUAUUAUUAUGUCUUUUUUACUGAGGUGUUUUGCUGUUACUUUUUUUUUUUUAAAGAAGUACUUUAUUGCCAUUUAUUGUUGACAUGAUUGAAAUGUGGUCUUCGACAGUUUUUUCUUUGUCCUACUUUGAAGUCAACCUCUUUAUCCUUCCUCUGUCAAGUUCUUGCAAAUGUAAGGGAGCGCUGUAGUUUUAUUUUAAGCACAACGCGUUAAUGCAUCAAUUCUGUCUGUUUGGGUAAUUCCUGGAAAGACAUUUUUAGCAAACAGGGCUAAAAAAGAGUUUUGCCUUUUAGCCACUGUUCUAUAACACCUUUCAGCACAGCAAGGCAUGAUGGGUGAUCCAGUUCUCUGUACAACACCUGUAUGAUUGGCAGCCUUUCACUUAUCAUGUUAUGCCAUGUCGUUCAUUGCCAUCAGAAAACAUAUCAGUUGAUUUUAUAGGUUUAAGCACAAAGCCCAAAUAUUUUCAUUGUUUCUCACACCCGGCUUCACUUCGCCCUGCUAACUAGUCUCUCUAAUCGUGGUUGAUGUUGCCUUUAAGGACAUUCAGGAGCAGUUCACCUUUUACUCAGCACUGAACCUUAACUACUGACCACCUAAAGGCAAACAAUAUGGUUGAGUCAGAACCUGAAGACAACUUGAAUCUUUGACUAUUAAACCUGUCUGGUCCUGCAAGGGGAAGGUGUGCCAAACCAGGGGGGAAUUACAUCCUUAAUGUUACACGUCGUGGAGGCAUUAGUGUGGCACGGCAUUUUCACCAAGAUUGUUUGUUACAUUUGUGAGGCAUCCUCCGAGUGGGUGCAGAAUUUUAGGAUGUUUCGUCCAAAUUGCAGAUAAAAUGUUGUAAUCACAAGAUCCCAAGAGGUGAACUUAGUUUGUUAGUGUUGUUAAUGACCUUCUGUGCACCAACACACUCAAAAAAAACAAACCCUGUAAGCUCUGGUACAAUCGUGACUCUGUGAUGGGGUUGGGCCCAGUUUCAUUUCCGAGCAGUCGAUCGUGAACUGGAAUGGAGCGGAGCUAAACCUGCCAUGAGAUAUAUAUAUAUCGAUAUAUACAGUAUAUACCCUCAGCUGCCAAAGACAAAAGCAGGGCAAUGUUUGAUUUUAACAAAACACUUGCAAAGCACCCGUCUUGCAUGCCAACAACAGAGAAAACAUUAAUAAAGAGUAUAUAUAUUAUGAACUUAUAAUCAAGCAAAAAAUACUUUUUCUGACUUAGCUACCAUAUAUGACUUUGUAGAACUUUUUGUGUUGAAACAGCGUGACAGUCACGUUGGAGAGAAUCCAGGAAAUUUUAAAUAAUGGUGCUGUUUUUGAUGUUCUUCCCAGGUUUUGGUUGUAUAGAAAAAAAAGGUGUUUUCACUGUGGAAUGAUGCCAGAGAAAUGUCUGUCUUUAUUGAUGGAGUGCAUUCAGUUGAAGAGUGGCAUCGUCUUUGUUAUUCCUCUCCUCAGUCUACACCGGGCUGGGUCGGUGUCACCACACUAGCAAUGGUGGAUUUGUUUAAAAGCAUCACGAGUUUUCUGGCUCAGUGAAUAGGGAGGAAAAAGUCCAAGAGGAAGCCAUUGCAGGCAGCUGAGAUGCACCCGGGCUUCAUGUCGAGGUACUCCAUAGGAUUUUCUCUGUCAAGAAACGGUUCAGUUCCGAAAGCCUGAUCUUAUAUAAUUUAUGGGAUUUCAUGUAUUUUGGAAGAGUCCUUAUAGAAAGCUUUACAUUUGCAUGUAUUUUUUAAGUAGCAUGUUGAAGGGAACGUUUUGUUGGCCCAAAGGUUUUUAUUUCACAAUAUAAAACAUUGUCCUUUUUAUACCUUUAUUAUUACUAUUAUUAUCAUUUUAAUUAUUCAGACUGAAAUAUUCAGUUAUUCUUUUGGUUUUCUGUACAUCCACAAUAAGCGUUCUUGUUUUUAAAAUGUAAUGUGACGUGUGGUUUGUUUUUGCCAAUAAUAAAAAUUGCAGAAUGACUCUGUACUGUUUAAACGGA